Molecule: messenger RNA, 483 nt
Organism: Vigna unguiculata (cowpea)
Lineage: Eukaryota; Viridiplantae; Streptophyta; Magnoliopsida; Fabales; Fabaceae
Product: non-specific lipid-transfer protein 2-like
Biological process (GO): lipid transport
Source: RefSeq, a predicted model, not a curated record
AUAACAUUCUCAGAUUUUGAAGAAGUGAGAAAGAGAUGAAGAAGGUGUUUGUUUUUGCGAUUGUGGCGGCGGUGGCAGUGGUGGCGCUGGAGGUGGCUCCGGCAGAGGGUGUGACAUGCAGCCCCGUGGAGCUGGGUCCUUGUCUGGCGGCAAUAACUUCGUCUUCUCCACCGUCAACUGCUUGCUGCCAGAAAGUGAGGGAACAGAGGCCAUGCCUCUGCGGUUACCUCAAAAAUCCAAGUUUUAAGAAUUAUGUCAACUCUCCUGGUUCCAGAAGGGUUGCUACCUCUUGUGGGGUUCCUUUUCCGACUUGUUAGUUAGUCCAAAGAACAUCAUGUGUUGUUACUGCAAACUUUGUCAUCUUCCGAUACCUUAAUAUUUACAAAUGUAAUAAACCUUCUGUUUCAUGAUGUUGCAUGUGUGAAUGAGAUGUUGAAGAAGUUAAUGGAAUAAAUUUGGUGUGUAUCUGGGUUCUUCGUUUUA